AAGAGAACAUGCAGAGCUUACACAAAAAAACAGAGGCUCAUAUAGCUGCGAGGCGAUCGACAGAAUGUUUAGAGAAUCAAGAAGGAGACCAUGGGCUGAUCUUUGCCCGGAGCUAUUGAACUUGAUCUACGAGAAGCUGCCUCCUGUCGCCGCAUUCCGAAUCUCAGGAUUCGGAUCGGUGUGCAAACCCUGGCGCCAAUUACACCGCUCCAUUCCCCUGCCACCGCCGCCGCCGGACCAUCAUCCUUACCGCCCCGGCCCCGGGCAUCUCCUAGUCUGCCCGACCAUCGACGCGGCCACCCCGGACAAGAUUCGCGACGAAUUACAAACCGCUUCGAUCGCCUACAGCUGGCCGAAUAGCGGGUGGCUGCUUUUACGGCGUUCAUGCAACGGUCAGAUCUUCAGUUGCUUCAAUCCCCUGCUUCCCUGGCCGCGGAACUACAUAAAACUCCCCUCCCGUCCGGCCGCCAUCCCCGUCCUCCCGCCGGCACCGCGGAUUAACGCCGCUUUCUCGAGCGAUCCCACGGGCCCUCGCGAUUGGACCAUCCUCGUCGUCGAAGAGAGGUUCAGCACGUACCGCCGCGGGGACUCUGCCUGGAAGAAUCACCACCUCUGUAACUACACUCGGCUCGGGUACAGAUGCGUGGCGAUUGGGUUCAGGGAGGGCAAAUUCCUCUGCCUGUUCGAAAGGGGAGACGUUCUGAUUCUGGGCCUCCGCGGCCGCGAGUGGAGGAUGCUGGCAGCGAAUCAUCUGGCUCCGGUUCCGGCGCCGCCGGGACAGCAGUACAAUGAACUCCGAAUCGUGGAGAGAGGAAGGAAGGAGGGGGGAACGUGCGUGGUGGUGAACUGGGAGCUAGCUGCGGAGGGACACGGCGGCGGCGGCGGAGGAGGAGGGAGAUGGCGGCUCGCCGGAGUGGAGAGGAGAAGGAAGGAAGAAGGGGACGGCGGCAUGGAUCUGCCGGAGGAAUCAAUGGAGGAAGGGAGAAGGCUGAAUUCAAGAGUGGUUCUCGUUACACAGAGUGCAAACUGCACAAGCACAACGGGAGCAUGGGACAAAUUGAUGAACGUCGUUCUUAUUUCCCUUUUCUUUGCGGGUAUGUUCAUCACCAUCGGCCUACCUAUUUUAUUUUUAGGUACUGAGGAAGAAACUGGGUCAGACACGUACGGACAGGGCGCUUACUGAUUAGGGUCGAUUUAUAAAACUGACUCGUCCCGCCACGGUUUCUUCCAAAGAUGUUAUGGAGGACUGUUUGAUUUCUUGAGUUGUAAGGCAGGAAUCCGUGUACCACAAGGAUUGCGUGUUAAAUUAGUUUUCAAGUUGAAUUAGGUUUAUUUUUCAGUUGUGUUUACUUUGUUAGAGUUCCAAAACUUGCCGAACCCUGCUUACCAAUCGAGCAGCCCCACUCGAUUGCAUAGAAAGCUUUGUUAUAACAAUUGCGCAUUCUCCCAUGUGUGAGUUUACCCUUUCACUUUUGUUUCCAUCAAAUACAAGUUCAAACCAGUU
Messenger RNA from Linum trigynum, 1504 nucleotides. Lineage: Eukaryota; Viridiplantae; Streptophyta; Magnoliopsida; Malpighiales; Linaceae. The record is from the annotation of a GenBank genome assembly.